AUGAUGUUAAAUCAACCAUUAUUAUUUUUACCAAAUCCAAUUACUACAUUAAAAAUUUUAGGUUAUCAAGGUAUAGAACCAUUUAAAUUUUACCAACCAUUAAUUGCAUUUAAUUGUUUACCAUUAUAUCUAAUUAAUUUAGUUUUAGAUUAUCAAACCUAUUAUUUAAAUAUAAUUGGUGGAGUAAUUGAAAAAAUUAAAUGGUUACCAAAUACCUUAACAAAUUUAAUUUUUAAUAAUUUUUAUAUAAAAACUAUUCAAUUUGCAGGUGAUCUAAAUUAUUAUAAAAGUCAAAUCACUCAAAGUUUUUCAAACUGUCCUUUUGAUAAUUUUUAUAUUAUAUCAAGUUUAAAAUAUUUACAAAUAUCUGAAGUUUAUUACAAAGAUUAA
This is a messenger RNA of Dictyostelium discoideum AX4, 390 nucleotides long. RefSeq lists its product as hypothetical. The record is from RefSeq and is a predicted model, not a curated record. The transcript has a single exon. Bases 1 to 390 code for a protein of 129 amino acids. Lineage: Eukaryota; Evosea; Eumycetozoa; Dictyosteliales; Dictyosteliaceae.